AUGGUUAUUAAAAAGAGACCAUCACAAAACAUAGAUAACAAAUUAAUUGAAAGAAUUGAAGCGCUCGAUUUCGACAAUUCAGAGUUUGUAGAUGUUGACGAGAUCUCCAAUGCUCUUAGGCAAAAGUAUAGUGAAUACAAUAGAAAACCUGCUAAAGCAUUUCAAAUUAUUGUUGAAAGAGCUGUCGAGGUAAUGUUGGCAAGAGCUGCUGAUAAUGAAGAUGCAGAAGAUGAUGACCAAGUAGAAAGUGGUGAUCAAGGUGAUCAAGAUCAACAACAACAACAACAACAACAACAAGAUCAACAAGUAGUACUUAUUGAAGAUGAUGAUAAUAGUAGUAAUAGUAAUAAUAAUAAUAGUCAACAAGAUGAUAAAAUGGAUACUAGUACUCCUGUUAAAUCAGCAACCACUGGUAACACUGCUGCUGGUAGCUCACUUAACAAUAGAUUAACAGAUAAAUAUAAACAAGUAUCAUCAACCAUACAAUACAAAGAAGAAGAUUUCAUUCCUUUAUCAACUGCUACUUCACAAAAUCAAAAUGGUAAAAGAAAUAGAGACAACAAUAAUAAUAAUAAUAAUAACAAAAAUAAUAAUCAACAAAAUAAUAAUAACAAUCAAAAUAAUAAUAAUAAUAAUCAAAAUGAUAAUAAUGGACUUGGUAAAAAGAAACCAAGAAAAUCAAUAUCACAAUCAUCAUCUUCUUCAUCAUCAAAUGGUAAUAAUAAUGAUUUAAAUAGAAUUGGAGUUGUACCAAAUGUUGAUUUUAGUUGUAUUGGUGGAUUGGAACAUGUUAUUAAAGAGAUUAGACAACAAAUUGAAUUCCCACUAUCACAUCCUGAAAUCUAUCUUCAUUUGGGUGUUGAACCUCCAAGGGGUAUCUUGUUGCAUGGACCACCUGGAUGUGGAAAGACAUUGUUGGCAAACUGUAUUGCUGGUGAACUCAAGGUACCACUCAUUUCAAUUAGUGCCCCAGAAAUUACUAGUGGUAUGUCUGGAGAGUCUGAAGCAAAGAUUAGACAAUUGUUUGCUAGUGCCGUCGAACAAUCACCAUGUAUAGUAUUCAUCGAUGAAAUCGAUGCAAUUGCACCAAAACGUGAAAAUGCCUCAAAGGAAAUGGAACGUCGUAUCGUUGCUCAACUCCUUACUUGUAUGGAUUCUCUUACCCUACAAUCAAAAGGUAAUACUCCAACAAAACAAGAAGAUGAUUUGGAUUUCGAUGAGAAUAAUGGAGAUGUAUCUGUACCAGUACCCGUUAAAAAAGGACAUAUUGUUGUAAUUGGUGCAACAAGUAGACCUGAAUCAUUGGAUCCUGCUUUACGUAUGGGUGGUAGAUUCGACAAGGAGAUUACAUUGGGUGUACCUGAUCAAGCUGCACGUUCACGUAUCCUACAAGUCAUCACUAGAAAGAUGAGAUUGGCUGCUGGAUUUGACUAUGAAGAGAUAUCUAGUCUUACACCAGGGUAUGUCGGUGCUGAUCUCAAUCUACUUGCACAAGAAGCUGCCACCUUUUCCAUUAUCCGUGUGUUUGACCAAAUGUCUGGUACCGGUUUGGGUGUAGAUGGUGUCGCCAGUGCUCUUGGUGCUGCUAUUGCCAGUGCUGGAACAUCGGGCAUGUCGGUCGUUGAUUUCCUCAAAGACAUGAAGACACCGCUGAGCAAGGAACAGUUGGAAAACAUGUACAUUGAAAUGGACGAUUUCAAAAAGGCAACUAAAAAGGUACAACCCUCUGCCAAACGUGAAGGUUUUGCCACUAUUCCCAACGUUACUUGGGAGGAUAUUGGUGCUCUAACUGGCAUUAGAGAAGAGUUGACCAAGACUAUUCUCCGUCCCAUCAAAUACCCAGGUAUCUACAAAAAGAUGGGUAUUGACUCACCUGCCGGUGUACUCAUGUACGGCCCACCAGGUUGUGGUAAGACCUUGCUCGCCAAGGCCGUCGCUGCAGAAUGUCAAGCCAACUUUAUCUCUGUCAAGGGACCGGAACUACUCAACAAGUAUGUCGGUGAGUCUGAACGUGCUGUGCGUCAAGUGUUUUCACGUGCCUCUGCGUCGGCACCAUGCGUCAUCUUUUUCGAUGAGUUUGAUGCUCUUGCACCCAAGCGUGGGUCCGAGGGUAGCCAAGCCACCGAGCGUGUCGUCAACCAACUGCUCACCGAAAUGGACGGUCUCGAGAAACGUAGUGAAGUGUUUAUCGUCGCUGCCACCAACAGACCCGAUAUUAUCGAUCAGGCUAUGCUCCGUCCCGGACGUCUCGACAAACUCCUCUACGUUCCACUACCAACACCCCAAGAACGUGUCGAUAUUCUCCGUACGCUCACCAACAAGAUUCCACUUGGCCAAGACAUUAAUCUCGAGACUGUUGCCCACGACCAACGUUGUGAGGCCUUUUCAGGUGCCGAUCUAUCGCUCCUUGUCAAAGAAGCCGGUAUGUCUGCCUUGGACAGAGGAUUUGAUGCUCUUCAAAGCAAUCCCAAAACAUCGACUGCCACAGCCAACCAUGUCAUGUCACCCGUUUCAAUGGCCGAUUUUGACUAUGCACUCACCAAGACCAAACCAUCAGUUUCUAAAAAGGAUGAAUUAAUGUAUCAUAAAUUAUAUUCAAACAUUAAACAAUCAAGACAAGAUAAAAAACAACAACAACAAACUAUUACUUUAAAUAAUCCAAAUAUUCAACCAAUUCAACAACCAAUCAUUGAAAAUAUUAAUAUUAAUAAUAACAAUACUGAUAAUACUACAAAUCAACCAAUGGAUUUGAAAUAA
Messenger RNA from Cavenderia fasciculata, 2757 nucleotides. It is a transcript of the gene nvl, whose product is annotated as AAA ATPase domain-containing protein. Bases 1 to 2757 code for a protein of 918 amino acids. Gene Ontology annotation, biological process: ribosome biogenesis. The transcript is spliced from 2 exons. Gene Ontology annotation, cellular component: nucleus. Gene Ontology annotation, molecular function: calcium ion binding; ATP binding; RNA binding. Lineage: Eukaryota; Evosea; Eumycetozoa; Acytosteliales; Cavenderiaceae. The record is from RefSeq and is a predicted model, not a curated record.